GACAAUCUCUAUCUCUCUCUCUCUUCAGUUACAGCUCACUAGAAGAAAGCACCAGCUCUUUCACUUGACCAGCUUUUUCUUGGACCAGGGAUUCCAUUGUAAUGUGUUACUUUUCACUUGUAGUACUUGCUGCUACUUUCUUUUUCAACUUCUUCACUAGUUUUGUUUUCUCAGAAACCUACAUUGUCCACUGUUGUUUUCUGUCAGAUGUCUUUUUUCAUAGGGUUUUGUUCAAAGCAACUUGAUAACUGGUGGCUUUCUGGUAGAGAACGUGUUUUAAAGUGUUGAACUUCUAAUUCAAGCAAAAUGUUUGGUUUCUCUCGUAGACGCAUGAAACUCGGCAGAGUGAAGAAGGUACAACUCUCGGAUGCAACACUUGUAACUAGAAGUCCUAUUAGACCGCAGAAACGAAUUAACAAUCCCAAUAGUGAAGGUGUUGCCCCUACAAUUAGUCAUUCUGAUGAGCUCGAUUGUCAGUGUUCAUCUGGUCCACCUGAUAUUAAUAACUCUACAUCAGGAAACUCUGAGAACUGGAUGGUGUUGUCUAUAUCUGGGGACAAACCAGCGCCUCGAUCCAAUCAUGCUGCGACUGUGAUUGGUGACAAGAUGAUUGUGGUUGGUGGUGAGUCUGGAAGUGGAUUGUUAGAUGAUGUACAGGUGCUUAAUUUUGACCAAUUUACCUGGACUGCAAUUUCAUCGAAGCUUUACUUGUCACCGAGCAGCCUGCCGCUAAAGAUCCCUGCAUGCAAGGGCCAUUGUCUGGUUUCAUGGGGGAAGAAGGCACUUCUAAUUGGAGGAAAAACAGAUCCUGCAAGUGAUAGAAUUUCAGUGUGGGCAUUUGACACAGAAACAGAGUGUUGGUCACUUUUGGAAGCAAAGGGAGAUGUGCCGGUUGCUCGCAGUGGUCAUACAGCUGUCAGGGCAAGCUAUGCUUUAAUUUUAUUUGGGGGUGAAGAUGCUAAAAGGAGAAAAUUAAAUGAUCUACAUAUGUUUGAUCUGAAGUCUUUAACAUGGCUCCCUUUACAUUGCACAGGAACAGCACCAUCUCCAAGAUCCAACCAUUUGGCUGCUCUUUGUGAUGAUAAAAUGCUACUUAUAUUUGGAGGAGCAUCAAAGUCACGGACUUUGAAUGACUUGUAUUCACUUGACUUUGAAACGAUGGGUUGGUCAAGAAUAAAGAUACGAGGUUUCCAUCCAUCUCCUAGGGCUGGUUGUUGUGGAGUUUUAUGUGGAACUAAAUGGUACAUAGCAGGAGGUGGUAGCCGAAAAAAACGACACUCGGAAACUUUGGUUUUUGAUAUUUUGAAAGUGGAGUGGUCUGUAGCCUUUGCAGCAUCCCCAUCUUCUAUCACGACGAACAAGGGAUUUAGCAUGGUGCUUGUGCAACACAAGGAAAAGGAUUUUCUAGUUGCAUUUGGAGGAUCCAAAAAGGAGCCAUCAAAUCAGGUUGAAGUUAUGGGUAUGGAUAAGAAUGAAUCAUCCAUGAGUCGAAAAUCUGUUGCUAGUAAAGGUCCUGACCCUAUGUUGUUUGGAAAACGGUCAUCAUCCAUGGGGCUGGGUGCACAACUCAGUACUGGUUCUUCCCAGCGUUCAGACGAAUCCCUUGCAAGACAAAUUUUGGCAUCUGCAGUUGAGCAGCAUGUUUCUGGUAGAAAAUCUUUGUCAGAGACACUUUUUGAUCCAUAUUCUGUUUCUGGCAGUGUCUCACUGCACAAGCAAUUUCACGAGGAAGAACAUAACACAGCUGUUAAGAUGGCAAAGAAUUCAGAAGAUGGAACAUUUUCAUCUAUGGCAAUGGGACACCAAACAAGUCAACCUGAUAUGUCAAUUCAGACUAACGUGUCAAUAGGUAAAAUUAUUGCGGAGGAGAAUUCUCAUGUGUUUGAGUAUGAAAAUUUGAAUUCCCAGAAUCAAGGAAUUGGAAACCAUCUACUUGAUAAUCCGGAUGUAUUAGUACCAGAAACUGACGGUAUAACAGGAGGCCAUUCAAGUGUAUAUCAAUUAUAUGAAACAAAAAUAACUGCACUAAUACGAAAGAAUGGGAUACUGGAGGGACAACUGGCUGCUGCAUUGUCAAGUCGAGAUGCUGCAGAGAAAAAUCUAUCCUCUGUUAUGAAGAGUAAACAAGAUAUGGAGAAAAAGUUGGCAGACACACGAAGGGAGAUGGAGUUGCUAAAAGAGAAGCUAGCUGGUGUAGAGCUAGCACAAGAAGAGGCCAACAGCUUGUCAAAUAUUGUCCAUUCUGACAAUGUAAGGCUUGAGCAUGAGUUGGCUUUCCUUAAGGCAGUUUUGGAUGAUACACAGAAGGAACUACAUUCUACUAGGGGAGUCCUCGCAGGGGAAAGGGCUAGAGCAUUCCAACUACAGGUUGAAGUUUUCCAUCUCAAACAAAGAUUGCAAUCCAUGGAAAAUCGAGUUCCCACCCCUAGGAAACAAUUCAAUGUCUAGCAAGUGAAAAAAUAUAUGUUGGGCAACGAAAUGCUGUACAAGAACAGAUAUGGUAGGAAUGGUCUGAAAAUUGCCAUCCAUCUGAAUGGCCUUAUUUUGAUGCAAGUCACGCUGUUGUACAAGUUUUUCGUUGCAAUAUUAACAUUCAUCAGAUGCCAGUCUAUUUGACAAAUUCUCACAA
Hevea brasiliensis (rubber tree) is the source of this 2629-nucleotide messenger RNA. RefSeq names its product acyl-CoA-binding domain-containing protein 6. The transcript is spliced from 17 exons. The coding region runs from base 307 to 2448 and encodes 713 amino acids. NCBI's taxonomy places the organism in Eukaryota, Viridiplantae, Streptophyta, Magnoliopsida, Malpighiales, Euphorbiaceae. Gene Ontology annotation, molecular function: protein binding. The record is from RefSeq and is a predicted model, not a curated record.